GCUGGAGACGGUACCCACUAGCACCUACUUUACAUCAAGACAGAGAGUGUUUACUUACUGCACUGCAGACUGAGGAGAACAGGAGAGUCUGUCAGUAUCUGAUCUGCAUCAAAGAUGACCAUCAAUAUUCUUCUAUCAACACAUUUCUUGCCAUGGAUUGCUGGAGUACUUCAGAGUGAGAUGUCCAAUUUAAGAAGGGGAUUCUGAUCAAUAUCUCCAUUGUUAAAGGUCUUUAUUGUGGCCUGAAAUUUGAAACUUGUGAGCGGUUAUCUGAGCCUCGGAGGGAUGACUCUGCGCAGGCCAGCUGGCCACCUAAGGAGAUCUGCAGACAGGAGGAGAUCAGGGGAUGAAUUGUACUGGGAGAGCUUGAUAGCAGAGGACCAGCUUUCGUCUGGUUUCUCUCACCCCCAGCGUGCACCCCGUCCCCAGAGCGCCGUUGAGGGAAGCCAGUUGGACAAGUGGCUGGAGCACCUGAGGGCAAUACAGAGCAGGCCUGGGACCCAGGUUCAUAAUCCAUCUGACCGGACAACAUUUGUGCCUGCUUUUGACAAAGCUCGAGCCGGGUCUGCCGAGAGGCGAUCUGGCACGCCCUCCUUCAGCAGGGACUCCUCUUCGUGUGGGAGUUCAAGCUUAUGUGAGAGCUCGCUGGGCAGCCAAGAGUCCCUCCAGACUUGGUUUUUUCCCUCUAUUGAGCGCAGACGAAGCUGGGAGAGAGCUCACAUCAUGCAGGCCCCAAGGAAGGAAAAAGCUCAAUUCAGUUAUCUUGCUCCAGUCAGAAUUGGGUGGCUGCCAAUCCGACGAAGAGUGAUGAAGGUGGAGGAUACCUGCGGCCCUAACCAGUUGUUGGACCACUCUUCUGACCAAUUGAAAAUGAAGCAGGCCAUCACCCCAACAUUUCAGAAGAAUCAAGCAGCUCCCUAUGGUGGUGAGGGGGAGGAAAGUCAUUCCAGUCGGAGGGCUUUGAGCGUGAAGACGUGGCAGACACCUGAUCAAGGCUCUCCUGCUCUCAAAGAGGUGCCAGGAAAACCGGGCUUUACUGCUAAUGAAGAGGACAGACCUUUCAGCUGGCAGGUUCUGAGAAGGGGCUGGAACGGGGAGUUGGCUCUCCCUGGACGGGAUAAGUUCAAUGAUCAUCCCGCUGGGACCAACUCAAACCCCAACAGGGAAUCUCCUUUGAUUAAUUCGAGCGGCAGAGAGCCCAGCAAGCAUUUGCCUCUGCACCGCACCACUUCUGCUGACCCCUGCCGUCGUCACGCUCGGCUACCGGGGACGAACAGGGAGGAUGCACUCAAGCCGCACGCUCCUUUGCAAAGAACAAACAGUCUUCAGCCUGUGAAGGCAACAUACCCUGCAUGUGGGAAAAACAGCGGUACACACUCGUCACACGUAGAGACGCAUUCGGCGGAGACAACGCUGAUCCCUCAGAACAAAGCCGGUAUCUCCUCUAUCACCAUCUCCUCCAGAAAGGUGACCAGGUCAGCCAGUCUACCUGCAUCCCACACCUGCGGCCUGCAUUCCAACUCCAGCAAGUCUCCCUUAAAUCAUCAGCCCAUGGACCCAAACUCCAGACAGCUAACGGUGCAAAGGAAGGCCACUAUAGUCAAGGUGACAGAAAAGAGGGUGAUAUCCAGCACUAGUUCGAGCACAAGAAGGGAGAGGACGCCGCCGGUUAGCUACGGUUUGGACACAGUCGUCCGCAGACGAAAAGCCACCAUCAUCAAAGUGACAGACCAUAAGGAAAGCUACAGCCCAGUCAAGCUAGGCUCCAGGUAUCCAGAGCACCGACACAGCUUCACAGAGGGAGCGUGGAAGGUCAACAGCACCUGGAGUCCAGGAAACCGCUCAGUAAACAAUGCAUCCCCUUCACAUCAUCUUUUGAAUUCCACCGUACCAAAUGCAUUUUCUUUAAAUGCAGAAAAACGCGGUCCUCUGCACAGAUCCACACUGAACCUUUUUCUGAACAAUCAACCCGUCAAAGCGGCGCCCGGCUCUUCUGAGGUUUCUCCGGCUGCGGUCGGACAGAGGCCGGCCAGGCCGCGCAGACCCCUGAGCUGCUACGGUGAUCUGACCGGUCACUCUGAGCCGUGCAGGGAGAACGAUGCACAAACAGCUGCCGGGAAGCGGGCCUCCGGGCCUCCAUGGGAGACCUAUAUCAACCCUGCGAACUCCGACAGCAGUCUCAUCAGCUCCCGAAAAUCGGUGAAAGAAGCAGGUCAGCGAGGGGGAGAGAGCCUGAAACCAAACAGGGAUGAAAAAGAGAUAUUGUCAGCAUCAGUAAAUGGACUGCGGAGAGCUUCCCCCAGUGUAACGCUCAUCAAGGCCCCAGAUCCCCUUUCCCAUCAGUCUCAAGAGGAAGUGCUUGCCCUCAACGCAGCUGCGAUCAUCGCAAAUAUCAAACUCCAGAGACGACUUAGUAAGAAGGAAAUAUCAAGUGGGGAUUCUGAGAAGGACUGCACUGCAUCACCCGGGGGAAAUAUUGUGAUGGAUGAGUGGAAAUGUGGAAAGACAGAUUCUGAUCAAAGCGAAGUCCGAGAAGGCAAGGAGCCGCCUCGUGCCGCAUUCGUUCCACUAAAGCUAGACAAUGAAAGGUCACCUGAAACAGUUUCUCUUCAGCAAGCGCUGCAGAGGUCCCGGCCAGACUUCAUCAGUCGCUCCCAGGGAAGAGUGGAGGAGCUGGAGCGAAAGGCACAAGAGCGGAGGCAGCGGUCGAGCAGUCGGGACGGACAGGGGGCCGCCGCACUCAGGCAGAGGGCCGGCCACAGCACCCAGGCCCCCUCUCUGAAUGGUAACUGUUUUAAGCCCAGAGGCAGAACCCUUCUGCAGAGAGAAUCACAGCCCAUUUACCAAAACAGACAGUCAGAUGUGAAGAAGAAAAAAGAUGAGAAGAGGCAGGAGGUCUGUUUGAGCAACAGAGAGCGAGUAGAGCUUUUCAAAAAGAAACUGAUGGCUCAGAUUCUUCAAAAGAGCAACAAGUAGAUGACUGACAGCGUAUGAAGAUGAAGACCUCGAAAAAGCCUCUAGCCUUACGAAAGUUCACGCUACCCUUUUGACAGUGCUGAAUAUCAAACCAUCAACAUUACUCAUGAUAUAGCUCUGCUUUUGCUCCACUUUCUUCCUCUCUUGUAUUACAUUUGACUUAUACGUCUCAACAUCUGUUUUUCUGGGAGCUACAUCCAUGCCAAUCCCUCAAAAAACCCAGGAGGUCACUUAACAUCAUUCAGUGCUGUUGUAAAAGGUUUUCCAGAACCUUCAGGACUCUUCUGCCCAUCUGGAAAAAAAAAAAAAAAGCAUACCUUUCUGCACAAUUAAAAACUCUUUUAACCUGUUUCUCUAAUCCAACAAAAGACAGAAAAGGUAAGUAAACGGGACUAUAUUUGUGGUCUUGACCCUUUUCACAUAUGAGCUUUCAACAUUUAUCAUUAAUUUUGUUGAUCUGUUGUUAA
Messenger RNA from Cololabis saira (Pacific saury), 3443 nucleotides. RefSeq names its product chromosome 19 C10orf90 homolog (gene c19h10orf90). Bases 286 to 2976 code for a protein of 896 amino acids. The record is from RefSeq and is a predicted model, not a curated record. Gene Ontology annotation, biological process: regulation of centriole replication. Gene Ontology annotation, cellular component: cytosol; centrosome; centriole. NCBI's taxonomy places the organism in Eukaryota, Metazoa, Chordata, Actinopteri, Beloniformes, Belonidae. The transcript is spliced from 11 exons.